Perkinsus marinus ATCC 50983 is the source of this 948-nucleotide messenger RNA. RefSeq lists its product as hypothetical. Bases 3 to 911 code for a protein of 302 amino acids. NCBI's taxonomy places the organism in Eukaryota, Perkinsozoa, Perkinsida, Perkinsidae. The transcript has 5 exons. The record is from RefSeq and is a predicted model, not a curated record.
CAAUGAUACAUGUAUUUGAUCAUCCGCUGGGCUUUCGUGAGCCCAUUCCGGCAGGUGAUGAUGAAGUUCCAGUAUUCUCCUUCGGUGCUAAUAUGAGCCGAGCGUCGCUGAGGAGUAGAGGGGUGGCGGUCUCGGACAAGGAGCCUGUCAAAGCGACCCUGGAAGAUUACGAGUUGGUCUUCAAUUCAGCGCCAGUCCGCACGGUAGCCUAUGAGGGCCAUUACGGUAAUAUCCGUCCGAAGGAAGGCUCGAAGGUUCAUGGUGUAGUCGUAUGGUUCCCCAGAGUAGGCCUAGAAGAGCUUGAUAAGCGUGAGGGUCCAUCAUAUGAUCGUAGAUGGAGCGUAGUCGUCCCGUAUGACGCCUCUCUACAGCCUCUACCCUCUAUGGUGUAUAUACAGACCCAGUCCUUCCCGAGUGUCUCUAUUCUAGAGGAUGGUCUGCCUGGUCGGAGGUAUUUGAUGACGCUGGUCACGGGUGCCGAUCGGGUUGGUUUGUCGAGCCGUUGGGUUGAACAUUUGAGGACGCUACCAUACCGAUCAUUUGAGCAGUUCGACUGGGACGCUGAUAGACGCCUUAAGGAGCAGCUGUUACGACGUGAAUACACCCCGGAAGAAGUUGUAGCAACCCAUGACGGUUCUGUUGAGACCCUCCUGGUUUCACUCCUCGGGGUUGUUAUUCUCCUGCCGACGGACUUGAGGGAAGCGGAGCUCAAUGUUUUCAAGUCGUUCGAAGACCUCACUAUUCCCACCGCGGUCCGAGUGGCGUAUGAGCCCCCACCAACAGACAUACUUUUACUCACUCCAGAACAACGCGGAUUUGUUGAGACUAUUCUCUGCAGUUUCCUCCGUUUCCCCGGGGCUCAGCUGAUGGGACAUCUGCCCGAUUACAGAAGCUUCUGGUCCUCUCUUUGAUGCACAUUCCUGCUGUUACUGCUCCUAUGAUAUAAUA